Messenger RNA from Betta splendens (Siamese fighting fish), 706 nucleotides. Its product is annotated as guanylin-like. The coding region runs from base 269 to 586 and encodes 105 amino acids. Gene Ontology annotation, cellular component: extracellular region. NCBI's taxonomy places the organism in Eukaryota, Metazoa, Chordata, Actinopteri, Anabantiformes, Osphronemidae. The record is from RefSeq and is a predicted model, not a curated record. The transcript has 4 exons. Gene Ontology annotation, molecular function: guanylate cyclase activator activity.
UCCUCGCUGUGAGGUCACUUCCGUUCUGCUUCCUGUCUGUGCCUGGUCUAAUUAUGUUGAUCACCUCCACCUGUGUCCUGUGUUAUUUAAGGUUCCCUUCCUCAUGGUUCAGUCAGUUCAUCGUGGACCUGGCCUGUGUGAAGCCUGCCAGUUGUCUGUUAAUAAAUCACUCAGCGCUCUGUCGGACGCCUUAUAAGAAGAGGCAGAAAUAGCGCAGCCACAGCGGAACCGGCUCUGCAGCAGAAAGGCGUCCUCGUCGUGCGGCAUCAUGAAGCUGCUGAGUGUUGUGGUGGUUGUGGCGCUGUGCGGGUGCUGGGGUGCGCUCGCUGUGCAGGUUAAGGCUGGAAACAUGAGCUUCCCCUUGGAUGCAGUGAAGGAGCUGAGAAACCUGAUGAACCUGAAUGAGGGCGUCACGGACGCCAGCAUCGCAGCCGUGUGCCACAACCCCCUCCUGCCUCAGGUGUUCGUGCCCGCGUGCCAGUGCAAAAAGGCAGAGGCCAUCUUCUCCGACCUGGGAAAAGUCUUCAAGUACAUCGAUCCUUGUGAGAUCUGUUCCUACGCCGCCUGCACCGGGUGUGUGAUCUGAGGCUGCAACACUCCACCGCUGCACUGUCACUCACAUGGAUUCAAACAGUUACAUAGAAAACGCUACUUAUUUGUUAAAUGUUUGAUAUAACAGAUUGUUCUUUUCCUAGAUGAUAACUUA